AUGAGUUACGAGGAAAUGAGCGUGGUACCACUCAAUUUCUCAAAUCCAAGAUACAUGAAAACGGUCCACAAUUUUGCACUCUCCGCGUCCAAGAGCGACCGUUCGAUUAUGAAAAAGGUCUCCUUAGCAGCCUGCUUGAGUGAAACCAAUGAAUAUGCUACCGAAAUGCCUGUGGGCGAACCCAUCACCAACAAAGUCAAGAUGCGAGUCUACCUAUCCGUAAGUCGUCCCAUCAAGAUGCUCGGUUCGGAGACGUGGACAGCACCGUCCGCGGUGAUGGCAAGGCUCGAAAAGGAAAAGGAAGACGCUUAG
Molecule: messenger RNA, 312 nt
Organism: Necator americanus (New World hookworm)
Lineage: Eukaryota; Metazoa; Nematoda; Chromadorea; Rhabditida; Ancylostomatidae
Exons: 1
Coding region: 1-312 (103 amino acids)
Source: RefSeq, a predicted model, not a curated record